GGAGUGGAGCUGUGCAAACCGCUUGAAAAACCCGACCACUUUCCGAGCAUGAAGCAAUUCCAAGACAACAAGUAAACCAGCGCGGUAGGAUUGAUUUGUUUCCUUGGGUGCCAAGCAUUUAAACUUGUUAGCUCGCCAUUUUCCUGUUGGAGAGGCUUCACGGUAAACUCGAGUCCAAUGGAUCCCAGGAACACUUGGAUCCAGCCGGAUCAAAAGGGAUCUGCAAAUUCCCUGUGGAUGCACGUUUGGGAAAUCUGUCAGGGAUGUGGAGCACACUCCGGCAUCGACAACCUUCACCACCAAGGUAAAUUCGCGACGCUGAAAACGAACUCCAAGGACUCAAAAGGCGAGUGUUGCAGAAACGGAGCGCCGCCACCGCCGCCGCCGCCGGGGAUCGUGUUCGGGAAGCUGCCGGACCGAGACGGCGGUGGAGACAGGGGGAGUGUCCGAAGGAAAGGCUCACUGUCACCGUCCUCCUCCUCCCUGGAUUCGGAGGCCGAGAGCUCCUCGCCCUUCGGCUCCUCUCUGCAGAUCGACAAUUUGAACGUUGCGGAAGAGGCCAGCCGGUUCUUACACUACGGCGAGCAUGAGUUGAACGAGAACAAUCUGAGACAGCCCCCUGCGCCGUUUCACACUGUUCAGCAGCAACACUGUCGCAGCAUGCAACAAUCUGGCGGCCACACCCCCAGUGGGAUGAAAAAUCAGCGUGGGAACAAGCACCACCAUUAUCAGUCACAUUCAUCUGGCCGCAGAAGGCAUCUGAACAGAGCCAACACUUUCCACGGCAUCAACCCGGCCCUGUCCUACGACUGCAAUGGACACUAUGUAGACUCUUCCUGCAGCCUGUGGAAAACCAGGCGGUACAGCCCGGGUAUUAAUGGUCUUCAUGAAGAGAUAAUGGACUUUUUCAACUUUGUGUCACCACGACCAGAGGAGGAGGCCAUGAGAAGAGGCGUUGUGAACCGAAUAGAACGUGUCAUCAAGGACUUGUGGCCCACAGCACGGGUCGAGAUCUUUGGCAGCUUCAGCACAGGACUCUAUCUUCCAACAAGUGACAUUGACCUGGUGGUGUUUGGAAAGUGGGACCAUCCCCCACUGCAGGAACUGGAACAAGCCCUGAAGAGACAUAACGUGUCUGGCCCAUAUCCCAUCAAGGUCCUCGACAAAGCUACAGUGCCAAUCAUCAAACUUACAGACCAUGAAACGGAGGUGAAAGUGGACAUCAGCUUCAAUGUAGAGACUGCUGUCAAAGCAGCACAGUUCAUCAAGAGCUACCUUAAGAAAUACACUGUUCUGCCACCUCUGAUCUUCGUUCUGAAGCAGUUUCUACUCCAGAGGGAUUUGAACGAAGUCUUUACUGGAGGCAUUAGCUCUUAUAGCCUUAUAUUAAUGGCCAUCAGCUUCCUGCAGUUACACCCUCGCAUCGACACACGACGUACCAACAUCAACCUGGGCAUCCUACUGAUUGAGUUCUUUGAGCUGUACGGCCGUGAUUUCAACUACAUGAAGACCGGCAUCAUGGUGAAGAAUGGAGGUGCCUACCUGUCCAAGGAGGAAACGCUCAAAUCCAUGGGGAAUGGGAACAGGCCCUCCAUGCUCUGCAUAGAGGAUCCAAUACAGCCAGGGAACGAUGUGGGCAGGGGUUCAUAUGGCAUUCUGCAAGUGAAGCAGGUGUUUGACUUCGCCUACAUGGUGCUGAGUCAUGGCGUGUCUCCUCUAGCACGUGCUUACCCCAACAAAGAAUAUGACAGUACUUUAGGACGCAUCAUCAAGGUUAGCCCCGAGGUGUUGGCCUACAGGGAGUGGACAAUCAGGAAAUGGGGACUCAAGCAGUAUGCCAAGCUGGAGAACCAUGAUGUAGAGACCUGUGAGCAGGACUUUGCCAGGCUAAUGCUCGUUCCUGUGGAGGAUCAGAGGGACACUUCCUCCCCACUCAGUGCUGACUCCUCCUCACCUUCUCCUAUCUUCCGCGACAGCCCUCAACACCAUUCAUCAUCCUCCUCUCCAUGCUCCUCCUCAUCCUCCUCCGGAAGCGACAUAGAGUCUGAUUCCCCUUCAAGCAUUAACAGUGCUAUUCAUCUACACUCCCUCACCCUGAGCUCAGUUCCUUCAUUGAUCCAGAUGGCUGCUGAGCUGAGGGCCACACAUCCAGCGGGCUUUAUCCACACCACACCUCAGAUGUCCCUCUCCUCUCUCUCCGAUUGCCAGUUCUUCCAUGAGAAUCCGCCUUCCAUCAGCCUUGUGCACCAUCCCACAUCACAAGCUGCACAAGUCGCCCAGCACACUAACUCCACGAGCCCUCUACCAAGCCCCCUCCACCAACUCCACCACCCUCAAGUAGGAGGGCAGCAGAGCCACGCAUACGCCAUGAGAUCUGAUUGCCAUGGCUCCUUCGAGACACACCGAUUUGGCUUCAAGCACAACCAGGGCGGUAGCCUCCGAGGUCAAAAUCACUCUCGAGGUAACUUCAGUCCCCAGCGGCGGUUUGUUCCCCAGGGUCACAACACGGCACCGGGUUUCAGGAACCAGCAGCAGUACAACCGUAACACCUGGCGACGCAGAAAGAGGGACAAUCUUCCUGCUCUUAACCAGAGUAGAUGAAAUAAUGAAGCUGCAUUGAUUUCAUCAAUCUCUGCUACCAUUGUGAAAACACUAAGUGAUGCUACAAGAAUCUUGCAGGUGAAGGGAGACUGACCGCUAAAGACCUCAAGUCUAAACUGUAGUCAGAAGUCCUUUCUCUAAAUUUGAUGCGCACCAGCACAGACUUGAGUUGACUUAGAAAUGCCUGAUUCCCAGACCCUCUUCUUACCAGUUUCACUUUCCAACAGCUAAAAAGUAUAGCUGGUUGACUGAAGAGUUCUGUCAGGUAUUGAUUUAUUUUUUUCUUACCAUCUCAGAAAGCAACGUCAUGUGCCAUAGUACUGAACUGGUUCAUCAAAGCCUGCCUGGUCUCUUUUUGAAGUUUUGACUCCUGUUGGGCCUUUUUGAUCAGGUUUUAAAGCUCAUUUGGUCUUCUGGAUGCAACUGUCUAUUAGCUACGCUCUUGAUUCAGAGCUCUUACAGCUUGAACUAUAAUCUACCAAUUGUACCCUGGACUGAAGUGAAGCACUACCUUUCUACCUAUGCAGCGCAAUGCUGACUUGAUGUUUUUGGUGUGAUGGCACAAAAUGGACCUUGUCUCAAGUGCUUAAACUGUGAUGACUUGUUUGAAUGUACCAAGUGUUUAUUUUUUGUGUGUUUAUUCUCUUUUGUUCUAUUUGUUUUUGUCACUGAGGGAUUUUUUUUUGUUCACAUUGACACUGUUUUGUACUGUAAACAUUGCCACCUUAUUUUAAGUUUGUUGCAUUAAUGUGCAAUAUAGACUUUGUUUUUAUUUAAUUUAUUUCACAUUUUAGUUUUAUUUCAGGGGUUUUCCCCACUAUAAGUUGUUUUUGUUUGUUUUUUUAAACUUUCAACACUACAUUGAUCUGUGCAAUAGAUGGAUUUUAAGGGCCUUGAAGGAAUGUUUGUAUGUGUGUGUGUGUACAGCUUUCCAACUGAAGGGGGAGCUAUGGUGUAGAAACAUGAGCAAUGUGCCAAAAAUCCCAUUAUGCCAACAUUUUACUCAUGUUUAAUUAACCAUCCCAUUGUGAUCACUUGAAAUUUUGCUGACCACCUGCAAAUAUUUUACACUACUAGUUCUCAUUUUAAACAUAGCACUCUUUUCAGUCAUUUGGGUGUAUUUCCCUGUAGGCUAUAUUGGAGAAAUUCACCCUUUUUGCUUUGUUUUGUCAUGUCAUUUCAGAAAUAGUUGGUGCUACUUAUUACCAGCAAAGUGCUUGUUUUCUGCCUUAUAUCUAUGAUUCUGUUAAAGCAACAGGUUGACUGCCGCCUUAAAUGACCAAAUCCUCCCUCUUUCUUGUACGUAGCCAGAGCUUUCUGUGUUUGUCUGAAAGCACUGCCAGUUUUACUUAGCUUUUUUCCCCCCAUACAGCUUCCAGGUAUAUGCUCCAGGAGUACACUCUUACUGCAGUUUAUGGUUAUUAGCAUCAUGUCACAUCUGUCAGGUUUCUGGUCAUUUUCUUUCCUUUGUUGUAAGAGACCCAUACCUUCUUUUUUUUUUUUUUUAUUUCUCUCUCAUAUAUUUAAAGUAAUUAUUCCCAUGACAAAGUUUCAAAGCUAUAUUAUCAACGCAGCAAUCCAUAAGAGGACUUGAGUUUUGGGAUAUCUCAGAUUCACCGUUGCAGGAGUUGAGUAACAAAACCACAAGAGUCAACAGUUAAAACAAAACCCUGUGGACCAAACUGAUGGAGUCAACAUGAUACUGUUAACAUUAUCCCUUUUGUUUUCAAGAAGCUGUCUAGAGGAUAAUUGAACCAUUGUGACAUCUCCUUUGACACAAACCAAAUCCCCAGCUCAUUUUUGUGUAAUUAAGAAUGGGUUGUAUUGUAUAAAUGAGUGACAUAUUAUAUAUAUAUAUAUAUUCCUUCUUUUUUUUUUUUUUAAUUAAGUUUUUCUA
Messenger RNA from Scomber scombrus (Atlantic mackerel), 4498 nucleotides. RefSeq names its product terminal nucleotidyltransferase 4A-like. The coding region runs from base 178 to 2601 and encodes 807 amino acids. NCBI's taxonomy places the organism in Eukaryota, Metazoa, Chordata, Actinopteri, Scombriformes, Scombridae. Gene Ontology annotation, biological process: RNA 3'-end processing. The transcript has 12 exons. The record is from RefSeq and is a predicted model, not a curated record. Gene Ontology annotation, molecular function: mRNA binding; poly(A) RNA polymerase activity. Gene Ontology annotation, cellular component: TRAMP complex; nucleolus.